This is a messenger RNA of Rodentolepis nana, 624 nucleotides long. NCBI's taxonomy places the organism in Eukaryota, Metazoa, Platyhelminthes, Cestoda, Cyclophyllidea, Hymenolepididae. The record is from the annotation of a GenBank genome assembly.
AUGGAAGCAAACCUUUCGGAUGACAAUCUGAAGUACUACCAAUUCUCAGGUUACACCCUGUACAAUCUACCUAAAUACCGGCAAGUUGCAAGUGGAAUUCUAACUGGAGUGAAAGAAGGCCUCACCUCACACUACGAUAUGAUCAAGAGUAUGGGCUCGACACAGGACAAAUGGCUGGACACCAAAUCAGGUGAAUCUUCUCCAAUUCCUACUGUAGGUUAUAUAGGGGGCAUGUGGGUUGCUUGUGAACUUCCAAUCUGUCGAGGUGUUUUGCCAAGCAAUCGUGUCCGGUACGUAGUCUAUUGUGAGGGUUUUUUGCCAAGCAAUCGUGUCCGCAACGGCUUCGAUUCUCGCCGCCGGUCGGCUAUGUCGGAGAGUGCCACUGUCCACUGUUUCUCUGUUGUUCGAGCUUUGAGUUCGUUGAACCUUGAGGUCUGGAAAGCCGGCUAUAUCGAAGAGUGCCACUGUCCACUGUUUCUGAUUCUUGGCCCAGCCGGGUAUGUCGGAGAGUGCCACUGUCCACUAUUUCUCCUUUGGGGCUAUAUCGGAGAGUGCCACUGUCCACUGUUUCUCCUUUGCUAUAUCGAAGAGUGCCACUGUCCACUGUUUCUGAUUCUUGGCUAG